AUGUCAACAACGACAUCGACGGAGGACGCGUCGUCAUCGUCGUCGGCGACGAGCUCUAAGAAAGUAUCUACAUGGCUUCCGAUAUCCGCCGUCGUCGGGACAAGUUUGGCGGUGGCCAUUCCCCUCAUCAUGCUUCGUAGGCAACGCCGCGCAGGGCUUCAUUCAGCUCUCAACUCAGCUGCACCUCCUCCGCGAAUAUCCCGGACGUCAAUGUCGCAGGCUCCAGGGUCCCGUGCUUCCCCUCAUCCAACGAAGUCACGUAGGUCUGAAAAACAAUCCGAGUCAGAGUUCUCCUCGCCUGGCGUCGGUGAACUCAUAUCAGCGGUAUCUAAAGCCGAUCUCAACUCCUCCUUGAUGGCGUUCAAGGCUUUUGGGAUUGCUACAUGUUUAGUAGCUGUUGGGGCCGUAACAGUUACGUGGAGUGUCAAGAGUGCGCUUGGGGUUAAGGACGCACAAGAGUUUGGCGAAAAGAUGCGAACAACAUUCUGGUCCGCGCUACCAAAAAACUUAUUGUCAAGUAUCUACCGACCACCCGCAACCGACGAAGAGCGCCAUGAUGCUUAUGAUGCUGCGCCGUUCGAGGUGGAUGAGCGUUGGACGUGGGUGGAGGCUGAGAAUAGGCUGAAGAGAGCUUAUGAUGAGGGUGGGUUUCCGUUGUGGGCACGGACUGCUAUGCGGGAGGUCGAGGCGGAGGCGAGGAUGGAAAGAGUUCGACGGCAGAGAGAGAUGGAUGAGAAAGCUGUUAGAGGUUCAUAG
Laccaria bicolor S238N-H82 is the source of this 756-nucleotide messenger RNA. RefSeq lists its product as uncharacterized. The record is from RefSeq and is a predicted model, not a curated record. The coding region runs from base 1 to 756 and encodes 251 amino acids. Lineage: Eukaryota; Fungi; Basidiomycota; Agaricomycetes; Agaricales; Hydnangiaceae. The transcript is spliced from 3 exons.